GGCUUCACGGCCGUUUCGCAGCAAUGAUUCGUUGAGACCUCGACAAAUGCCCGCCUUCUGUAAAACCAGCCAAUCGUUGCAGCGCACGGUCUCCACCCCUUCAUGGUGUAUUCUGAGAGGGAGCGUGUCCCAGGCGCCUGGUGUUUUUGUUUCUGGCACACAAUGGAGGAGGGUCAAGAUUUUUCUCUUUGUGGGAAAGCAGCUGUGACUGAAGCCAAUCUAAGAGAUGAGUACUACUGGAAGCUCGUUGCAGACUUCAUUGGUCCUCAAUCAGGAGAAGAAUUAGAGCUUGAAAAGGGCCCCUGCAAGAACAGACUUAUGAUCCAAGUAGGACUUCUGAGAGAGGACAAUAAUUUUCCGUGGAUCGCCAUUGUGGAUUGGCUCAAGAGGAUCUUCCCCGCACAUCAGUCAGCAGAUUUUCGCCGUUUGAUUGAAAGAGGCAUUGCCACAACACUGAGUCUUGGAUAUGAUGCAAGGCUGGUCUUCCUGGAAUCAGAUGUCAAUUUUAAUUUUGUUGGACCAAUAUGUGAUAGCAUUGGAGUCGAGCGGCAAGAUCUUUUGGAAAUGAGGGAUUUUUCAGAUCGGGCAAAAUCGAUCGAAGUCACAAACGGCUUGAUUCUUGAACUGAGCAACUUUGUGAGCAGGGAGAAAAUUUCCCCAAUUGUUCUAGUAAGCUGGCUUAGAAACUUCAACUCACAGUACUGUAAGAAUGGCAAUGUUCAAAAGGCAUAUCAAGUCCUCAAAGCCAAAAUAAAAAAGUUAAAGGCGUUUUGCUGCAAUUCAGAAACAAGAAGUAACAGGAGGAAUGCAUUGGUUGAAAGUAUGCUUCAAAGUCCGUUUGAACUGGUUCAGAUAAAAGAGCCAAAGCUUAUUGUAAAGAAACGCAUGAGAAGAGAUGAGAGCAUAGAUUAUGAAAAAGUUAUAAUCAAAGAGGAAGUCGAGAUUUUUGAAAUCAUGGAAAGUGAGGGGCCUGAGAUGGACAGAGAUGAAAUAAGAGGACAAAACGAUCAUGCUGCUGUACAUAGAAAUUAUGAGGAUAUGGAUGUUUCCAACAGUGGAGACGAAACCUCGGGUAACACAGCAGAGUCUAUGACUGUGCUUGACAUCGCAAUGCUGACUGUCCAUAAACUGUCAAGUGUGUACAGCGGGAAAACAGAAGUGUGCAAGCAGGUUUCCCUGGAUCUCCUUAAAAAUCAGUACGCUCUGACAUUCAAAGACAAUCCAGCUAUGGCAAUGUUUGAGAAGAAGCUUGAGGCAAUGCAUGAACACAUUUCCCUUGUCUCUCCUGUCAUGUUUCUAAACUACAACGCCAAUUUCCUCGUUGAUGUGCACGAUGUAGUUGAACAGCACAUAUUUGACUUUGAAAAGGAGAUCAUUGAGUCAGCGGGAGAGAAACUGGGCCGUGAUAAACUCCCUAAAUUCAAGAACUUUGUCAAUUUUCCAGAAAGCGCCACCUCACGCUACAUUCACAUGGCUUGUGAUAUCCUAAGCCCUCGCACCCCUGAGAAGAAAAACUACAGGAAGUACUGGGUGGCUUUCUGUGAGGAAAAGAAUAAUCCCUCCAGACUUGCGGUAAAUCAGUCAAACAGAUUCAAUACCUACUUUGAAGCUGCUGCGGGUCUUAUUCACCAUCACAAAGAGAUCGCUCUCUUCUUCUCAGAUUUGCUGUCGCUGAACAACGAUAAAUGCCCGAACAUUAUUCUGGAGAGUGUUGCCGCAGAUGCGAACGACCCUGUGAUUCAGAACCUCGUAUGUGUUCUGGGAAUUGUGUACUGCAAAAUCCUCGGCCCUUACUGGCAGCUUCUGAAGAGUGGAGGAGAGUACGCACUCUACAGCCAGUACUUACUCUAUCUCUACCAAAAGUUUCUCGAUUGGUCCAAAGAUCCUUCAACUCUGCUGGAACCAGAGGAGGCCACGGAUGUCUUUCUGCAGUACCCACUGCAAGAGAAAACCUUUGACGGAGUGUUUCACUACUGUGGUCAGUGGCACACAAAUCGAGAUCUGAUCAGAGCUUGCUUGAAGAGGACGAUAAAAGUGAUUGCUUCAGUCACUGAAGAACACCUCAAGGAUUUUCUGCCAGGAGGAAAAUUUUCCCAAAUUCCUUCCACCAAUUUGAGCUUGCAGUUGGUCAGUUGCACGUUCUCUGUUUUGAUGGCGGAGUACCCCUUUGGCCACACAUACCCCUACAAGAGGAAAAGGCCUGAGAAGUCAUCAAAGUACUCUGUAGACGAGAACUUGUCAUCAGGCAGCUCCCAAGAAGACAAAUACUGUCAGUCUGCUUCAUCUGACGAGAGCUCUGAUGACUCUGACUCUUCCAUUUUGGAAGUUAGAAGGAGCACCUCAAAAGAAACCCGCAGUCCACAGAUGAGAAAAGGUUAUGCCAGCAAAAUAGAAAAGGCAAUAAAGGUGUAUGAGGAGAUAGAGGAGAACAUGGACAGGGAUUACAUAAUAGCUCAAGUGAAUAGAAACGGAGGGCCAUGCAAAACUCAGCAGGAUGUCGAUAAAAUGAUGCUGCGUUUCGAUGGAAAAUCCCGAGCUGAGAAACGGGAGGCGCUGCGCUGCGAGAUCGUGUAUCAGAAAAUGAUUCUGAACAACGCAAACUCUCACCUGGAUAUGGUUUUCCACAACAGCACACAAAUGGCACUGAAGCUGAAGCUUGCACUUCCGCGCGUAAAGCCUGGCUACUCUAUCGUUUUGGCGCCUAGAAAGACAAAAAAGAAGCCGGUGCUCCAGAACACGACGGAAGCUGCGACCGGUCCAAGUCAAAGCAGCAGCGGCACAUGAGUGCUUUAACUGUAUGACACGUAGAGAAGCGGUCAAGAGGAUGAAAUCUUAUCAUGUGACUUCCUCAUGUGACUGCAUGGCUUCGGACUAAGCAAAAAUGCAUACACUAACCUCAACCUUUCAGCAGACUUAGCACAUAAUGUAUUAUUAUGUAUUGUAUUAUUAUUAUUAGUUGGAAAGACUGGAUAUUUUUAUAAGUAUUUUUUUUUGUGAUAAUGUCGGAUCAGUUUGUAACUAAUCCUCACAUAAAAGAUGUAAAAUUGA
Messenger RNA from Oreochromis niloticus (Nile tilapia), 3048 nucleotides. RefSeq lists its product as uncharacterized. The transcript has 3 exons. NCBI's taxonomy places the organism in Eukaryota, Metazoa, Chordata, Actinopteri, Cichliformes, Cichlidae. The record is from RefSeq and is a predicted model, not a curated record. Gene Ontology annotation, molecular function: 3'-5'-RNA exonuclease activity. The coding region runs from base 103 to 2784 and encodes 893 amino acids.